AUGCUCCGCAGCUGGGUGCGACACUCUGACCCGGCGGGCCUGCUGGCGCGGACUGCGCCGGCGCUGGCGGAUUCGCCGCGGCUGCUGAUUGUGUGGCAUUCCAGGACCGGCAUGGCACGGCAGAUGGCGGAGGCGCUGUACGCCGGCGCUCGAAGCGCUGCCUGCACCAUGGAGGUUGAGCACUUCGACGUGGACCUGCGCCGCGCCAGAGACGCCCAGGUAGAUGACCUGCUGUCAGCGCAGGGCUUCCUGUUCUGCGCUCCAGAGAACCUUGCCACAAUGUCGGGAGAGAUGAAGGAGUUUUUCGACCGGACCUACUACGCGGCGCUGGGCCGCCUCAACGGGCGGCCCUAUGCCUUGGCGGUGGCCGCCGGCUCGGAUGGCCAGGGCGCUGCAGGGCAGAUGGCCAGGAUCUGCCAGGGCUGGCGCCUCAAGGCCAUGGCAGAGCCCCUGGUCCUGCGCAACGGCGCCCAAAGUGCCGCUGACAUCGCGGCGGCCAAGACCUUGGACACAGAAGGCGUUGAGAAGUGCCGAGAUUUGGGGGCGCUGCUGGCAGCACAGCUCCUCUUGGACACCUGA
Molecule: messenger RNA, 579 nt
Organism: Effrenium voratum
Lineage: Eukaryota; Dinophyceae; Suessiales; Symbiodiniaceae
Source: the annotation of a GenBank genome assembly